Molecule: messenger RNA, 1864 nt
Organism: Mesocricetus auratus (golden hamster)
Lineage: Eukaryota; Metazoa; Chordata; Mammalia; Rodentia; Cricetidae
Product: archaemetzincin-1-like
Exons: 2
Coding region: 347-880 (177 amino acids)
Source: RefSeq, a predicted model, not a curated record
CUGUGGCGGGACCGUGGCGGUGCCCAUCCCGGUACCGACUCUUUUCGGUCAGCCUUUCCCCAAUGGGCCGCAGUGGCACCCGGGGAUCUCAGCACACGGUGAGGAGCCUGGACCGGGCCCUGGAGGAGGCGGGGAACUCUGGCAUCCUAAGCCUCAGUGGCAGGAAACUCCGAGACUUCUCAGGCAGUGGCUACGACCUGACGGACACCACCCAAGCAGGUGAAUAAAAAUAUAAUUUAUACUAAAAGUAUAAAUCCGUGGUCCCAUCUGCCUUCGGAAACUGCAGCACCUCCUGGGCUUCCGGCUCCUGGAGAGGUACAAGAGACUCCACACUUGGACCUGGGUGAUGGCAGAGACAUGGUCUGGCCAAGAAGCUGGGGAACCAUCUGUGUCAGAUGACACCCUGCCCUUCAGUGCUGACUCAGGCAUGGGCUUCGAGAGUGACACAGAGCCUGUCACCAGUCCGUCAGAUCCCGUCACCCCUGAUGCAUGGAGUCAUGCCUUCCCUGAUGGGCCUGAACCAGGGUCUGAGGAUGGACUGAGCUCUCUGGCGGCCUCAGAAGUGUUGCUGAAACUCGGGGGCCCAGUGGAGGCCCUUGAGGAGUAUGGACAGUGGCUGCAUGCAUGUAUCCAGGCUCUGGAGAAGGAAGUGUCUGAAGACGAGCUGGUCCACGUAGAUGCAGCUGUGGAUGCCAUGGGCCGGUGGGAGAUGUUCACGGGGCAGCUCCCAGUCACCAGGCAGCACCUGCCCUGUGUCAAGGAUAAUGUGGGUCUGCGCAGGGUCCUGGGCGACAAGUUCUCUUCCCUGAGGCGGAGGUUGAGCUCUCGAAGACUUACCAAGACCAGUUCUUCCCACUGCCGCUGGGGUGCAGAGAAUUAAUGCUUCAAGAUGGACCAUCCAAUAUAGUGAAAUCGGCUCCGGGCAUUUUUUUCCUGAAGAUACCAACUGACCAUGCCUGGCCAGUGACUGAGGGUACUCUGGUAUCUUCUGGGUUAAAAGAAAUGUCCCCAGAAGCUGAAGAAAUGCUCCUUGGGUGCUUGACCACAGGGUCCUCAUGUUAUGUGGCCUGUAGCCUUGGCCAAGAGGCAGGAGGUAGCCAUAUGCUUGCUUCUUCCCUACAGGAGGAGGCUCCGGUCCACUCUGCAAUAUGGGUUAUGUGGCUAUGUGUAUGUUUGUGUCCCUCUGUCUGUGCAUGAGUGCAGCUGGCCACAGAGGCCAGGAGAGGGCGUCAGAAUCCCUGGAUGCCAUUACAGGAAAUGUGAACCCUAUGUGGGGGCUUACAGUUGAACUCAGGCUCUCUGCAAGCGCAGUACACCUUUAAUGUCUGAGCCAUCAAUCCAGCACUGUUUUUUUCAACUUUGUGUCACUCAUAUAGGGUUCUUUUCUGUGGCUAGAAUGACUUUCAGCUCAUCAAGGCUGGCACAGGCCUUUUGAAGCUCCUGGAGAAAUGUGUGCCCUGUGAGGUUGGCCAUUUCUCAGACAGAAGUUGGGUGAUUGGGUGACUAACGUGCAGGCUCAUGGGGUUGGGUGUGGAAGGCGGAGAGGCCGCUUCUCCAAUCCCAGUCUGCUGCUUGUGCUGUCACUCCAGUUAGGCCAGUGUGGCGGUGGGGGCUCGGCUCUUCUCUCUUUGAUGGCAUUUUUCCUGUCUCAGGCUAUAAACUCCUGACAGAAGAAUGGCAUUAAAAUUAUUCAUCCACAAAAAAAAGUAUAAAUCCGUAAGUGAAGCUCUGUCACUUAAGAAUGGCCAUUCCAACUGUAUGGCAGUUCACUGAGAAGGACAGGUUUUGAGACUGGGAAGUGUUUGAGUGGCUUCCUUAAAUCAGCUGUGUUUAUAAAAAAUUAAAGUUUUUAUUUGUGAGGUAA